AUGUCUGGACGUGCACCGACUGCAUACCGAGUGCCAUCUCGCCAAGGAACUGGCUUCCGUGGGACAACAGGAAUGAGAGGUGGCGACGCCUCUGGCGGAGCCUCAGUCCCUGACGUCACUGUCGUCAAUCGCCCUAUCACUAAUCACGGUCUUACCGGAAUUCAAGCCCAAAAAUCAGGGCCGGGGCGUGUUUACUAUGACAAAUCUUACUAUUUAGGUGAAAUUCGCAAGAAAAACCAAGAGCUGAUGACAGAAAUCGAGAAAUUCUCUAACGAAAUGGAAGAAAUCAACCGCGAUUCCAAUAUGUUCAAAGUCCUUGAGAAAAAACGUGAAGCUCUAAUUAAAGAAGUCAGGAAUUUAGAAGGAGAAUUGGCUGACUACAAUUUGUCACUAUCCUCUAACAACUUGAUUUAUCAUAUUUCAAAAUAUUUAUAGCAAAAUAAUAUUUAAUAUCCUAAAAUAUAGAUAAAAAAAGAGGAGAAGCCCAAGCUGAAGAAGUUUUAAGCAAUUAUGAAUUCAUGAGGGUGCAGAACCAGCGACAGCGAGAAAUGCUGGAUUCUCUCUUUUUAGAAAGAAAAGGCAUGGAAAACCAACUCGCUGCAAUUGAGCAUGAAAUAGCGACCAUAAAUGCUCAAGCUGAAGAAAGACUUACUGAGCUGGAGCCUGACCAGCGCCAAGAAUAUGUCCAACUGCAAAAUGAAAAUAAAAAUUUAGAAGACGAAAUUGGCCAGAAAAAGCAGCUUCUUGACAAUGUAAAUCAAAGACUUGUGAUGGCUGAUGCCAAGCUGAGAACUGAUGUGAUGAAACAAAAAGCCAACCAUCUGAGAGAACAAAAAGAAAGCCUCCUGAGGAGAAAAGAAGACUUAGAAGUCCAAACCAAUGACCAAAAUUUAUCAUUCCCAGAAGCCAGAGAAAAGCUUCUAGCAAGGGUCAAGGCUGAUAAUCAGGUCAUAAAAGAUAUUGAAAGCAGGACCAAAGAGGUAGAAAAAGGCAUCGCGAACUAUAAAAAACAAAUAGAAGAGAUGGAGCAGGAGCUGAAAACGAGCAGUGAUACUUCUCAUAUACAGAAGUAUGAAAUUCUAAAUCAGAGAGACCAGGAAAUGACCCAGUUUAUUGAGAGCUUUGAGACAACCAAAAAAAAUGAGCUGGAAAUGAUAAAGACCUUGGAGGAUAAUAUUUCGAAUUUAUAGUAAAAAUGGGAUGAAUUAAGGAAUUUGGAGGAAAAUAAGGAAAAAUCAAUAGAAAUUAGGAUACUUGAACAGAUUUCAAGGAUUUUAGAUAGAAAAGAAAGCAUGCCAACCCAACAACAAGUCCAAGAAUGGGGUAGCGAUUUAGCGUUCAAAAAAGGCCAGACCGCUAAUGCAGCUGCCACUAUGGAAAUGCUUAAGCGGCAACUUGCAGAGCGCCAAGCAGACUUAGAAAAAGUGAAAAACCUUGACCAAAGGAUCCCACAGCAGCUUAAAGGGAUCCAAGAAAAAACAGCCCAAAUUCAAGAAGAGCUCCGUACUAAAUAUAACAAUAUAGAAGAUAUGAGAAUUGCAGCACAAGAAAACUUAAACAGGCUUUAUAAGACUAAAGAAUAUUUAGUCAAUAAAAAAGACACCCUAAGCCAACAGCUGAGAGCUUUAACUAUAAAACUUGACACCAAAAAGCAGCAAAUGGGCGAUGUCAAAUUUUAUGCUGUUUUUGAAUGAUUUGUGAUAUCUUAUGAGAAAAUAAUUAAUAGAAAUGGCAAAGCUAAAUAUAAGGCUAUAAGAGGGUAGGCCACUAGCCUGUAUAUCUGGUGUAAACCCACCUCCCUAGGUUAGAGCACUUCUUGCAGAUGUCCUAUUAGUCCUGAUAAGCAAAGACUAAGUGGGAGGCAAAAACUGCCUAGAAGCAGGGAAAACCUUCGGGGGAAAAAGAACCCUUCCCUCUUCAGCAGGUAUCCCCAAACCCGAAACGCCUACUUUAAAAAGUGACAGAGGCACUAUUUUCACCUUCAUCAAGACGAGUCCUACCUGAUCCAUAGGGCGUCCGUCUCGCUGUCAAUCUUCGGUCUCCAUUACCAUUUUAUUUUAGAAAUGGCAAGGGUAUAUAAAGAAUUGCAAGAAACUGAAAGCAAAAUGACUAUUAAUGAGCAAACUAUUUUUGGGCUGAAAAGCUAUAUUGAAAGUAAAGGAGCAGAAACCAAUUAUGGCCCUAUUAUGAAUGACUGUAUGAGAAUUUUAGAAGACAUCAAUAAUACGCUAUUAUCAAGAUAUAACUAA
Molecule: messenger RNA, 2249 nt
Organism: Blepharisma stoltei
Lineage: Eukaryota; Ciliophora; Heterotrichea; Heterotrichida; Blepharismidae
Source: the annotation of a GenBank genome assembly